Molecule: messenger RNA, 2177 nt
Organism: Daucus carota subsp. sativus
Lineage: Eukaryota; Viridiplantae; Streptophyta; Magnoliopsida; Apiales; Apiaceae
Exons: 3
Coding region: 290-1696 (468 amino acids)
Source: RefSeq, a predicted model, not a curated record
ACUCCUCACACACCCCCACUGCUACUCAACUCUCUCUCAAGAUCUCUCUCGAACAGAACACAGUCACAUCUCUCUCUCUCUCUCUCAACACACACUACAGUGAUAUUCUGUUACCACUUCCCUUUCUUUCCUCAUUCUCGUAACAACUCUGUAAACCCAACCCAACCUCCGCUAUUUCAGCAACCACAACCCCCACUUUCUACAACUGCAACACCCCACCGUUUCAUCAUAUAUACAUAUACUUACAUACAUUACAUACAGCUUUUUGGCGUUUUGGGCUUCGAAGAAGAUGGACAAAAAACAAGGAUUCUUCACAGCAUUACGAGAAGAAGUGGUACGAGGGUUAUCCCCACGAAGGUCACGCGACAGGACUCCGGGUCGGGUCGGGUCACCCUUGUCGGGUCUACUCCGACGCCGCAAGGCCAGCUCCAGGUCCAGCAACUUGGGCAUCUCGGAGAAUGUGAUAUCGAGAUCCGGGUCGAUGAGGACUCUAACGCCGCUGAUGGAGGGUCCGGAUCCGGAUGGGGGUGAGAUUGGGGACUCUAAACGGGUCGGGUUGGGCCAGUGGAUAACGGGUCAGCUAACAAGAACACCAUCUUCUUUAAAUGCGAGUUUUGAUAAUAAGAAGUCUGAUUUGAGGUUGUUGCUUGGUGUAAUGGGCGCUCCUUUAGCUCCUGUUUAUGUUAAUGCUACUGAUCCUUUGCCCCAUCUCAGCAUCAAAGAUACCCCCAUUGAAACAUCGUCGGCUCAGUACAUAUUGCAGCAGUAUACUGCUGCAUCGGGAGGACAGAAGGUGCAGAACUCCAUCAGGAAUGCGUAUGCCAUGGGGAAAGUGAAGAUGUUGGCUUCGGAGUUUGAAACUGCCACACGAGUAAUGAAGAACAAGAAUGCCACGAGAGAUGCUGAAUCGGGUGGUUUUGUUCUGUGGCAGAUGAAUCCAGAUAUGUGGUAUGUGGAGCUUGCGGUUGGAGGGAGUAAAGUUCAUGCAGGCUGCAACGGGAAGCUUGUGUGGAGGCACACUCCAUGGCUUGGUGCUCACACUGCAAAAGGUCCUGCUAGACCCUUGCGUCGUGCUCUUCAGGGUCUUGAUCCAAGAACUACAGCUAGUCUGUUUGCUGAUUCAAAGUGUAUAGGAGAGAAGAUGAUUAACGGAGAGGAAUGCUUCAUCUUAAAGCUUUGUGCUGAUCCCAAGACAUUGAAGGCCAGAAGUGAAGGUCCAGCAGAGAUAAUAAGGCAUGUUCUAUUUGGCUACUUCAGUCAGAAAACAGGACUGCUUGUUCUCAUGGAAGAUUCUCACCUAACCCGCAUCCAAUCCAGUGGCGGUGAAGCAGUUUAUUGGGAAACUACUAUCAAUUCUUUUAUGGAUGACUACCGGCCUGUCGAAGGUAUUAUGAUUGCUCACUCAGGCCAUUCUGUGGUGACACUAUUCAGGUUUGGGGAAACGGCAAUGAGCCAUACGAAAACUAGGAUGGAAGAAGCUUGGACUAUUGAAGAAGUUGCUUUCAAUGUGCCAGGCCUAUCUUUGGACUGCUUCAUUCCCCCAGCGGACUUGCGAUCUGGAUCCAUCAGCGAAGCACGUGAACUCCCUCAGGGUGGAAGGGAAAUGAGUGCUACAGCUCUUGCAGUUCAUCGGGCAAAGGUUGCAGCACUGGAGAACACAAAUGACGAUGACAUGGUUUGGAAGGUCGAAGUAUAACCCUAGGAUAGCAGAAGUAAAUUAGUUUGUUUAUAUUGGUAGGUGAGGUAGUUUCUGAUUCUUACACAUAAAUUACAGAUAGAAGUUAGGUUGAUCGACUCUGUUCGCCUGGUCCUCUAUUGAUCUGUAAAUAGGGCAUAAAUAUUCACAGGUUCUUCCAAAACUUGGGUGAAUUUUUAUACUCUCACUGCAGGAUCCAACUACGGAGUUGGAGCUCAGUUAUCCCAGUAACGGAGGGAGCAAAGGGGGGUUAUAGUUUUUAUGUUUGCCUUCCAUGAAUGCAGAGGAACUCGGUGAAACUUCAAAGAGAACACUGUCGGUCCUAUGUUUUUCUGAUUUCUUUGUCUCAUGUAUGUUUCAUUAGCAGAACCUUGCUCUUGACACUAGUGUUUUUACUUUUACUUGUCCAUGUAUACUUUGUGUUGAAUCAGGUGGGUUGUUUUAUUAAUCUAUUUAAAAGUUUCUUGAUGUUUUAAGUCUA